CAGCGGCGGCGGCGGCGGCGGCAGCAGCGGCAGCGGCUAGGAAAGGGCCUGAGCUAGCCGCCCACGGGACGAUGAUGGGGAAGGAGGAGGAGAUCGUGCGGAUCGCCAAGCGACUGGACAAGAUGGUGACCAAGAAGAGCACGGAUGGAGCUAUGGAUCUGCUUAAGGAAUUAAAAAGCAUGCCAAUUACUCUAGAUUUGCUUCAGUCUACCCGGAUUGGGAUGUCUGUGAACGCACUGAGAAAACAGAGUACUGAUGAUGAAGUUAUCUCACUUGCUAAAUCUCUCAUCAAAUCAUGGAAAAAACUGCUGGAUGCCUCAGAAGAUAAAAAUGAUGAGAAGAAAAGGAAUUCUUCCUUGGCAACGUCUUCGAAGGAUGCCUCUGACACAAAAGAUCAAAGCUCCAACAAAAAGCAAGACCCACCGAGGACUCUCACCACUCCGAAAAUUACUACCUUCCCUCCUAUUCCCAUAACCUGUGAUGCUGUUCGUAAUAAAUGUCGAGAAAUGCUGACAGCAGCCCUUCAGACAGACAAUGACCAUAUUGCGAUUGGUGCAGACUGUGAGCAUUUAUCUGCCCAGAUUGAAGAAUAUAUCUACCAAGAUGUCAAGAAUACAGAUAUGAAGUACAAAAACCGAGUGAGAAGCCGAAUCUCCAACUUAAAGGAUUCUAAAAACCCUGACUUGAGAAAGAAUGUUUUGUGUGGAGCAAUCACACCAGAACAGAUUGCUGUGAUGACCUCUGAGGAGAUGGCCAGUAAUGAACUAAAAGAGAUCAGGAAAGCCAUGACCAAGGAAGCCAUCCGAGAACAUCAGAUGGCAAAGACAGGCGGCACCCAGACAGAUCUUUUUACAUGUGGAAAGUGCAAGAAAAAGAAUUGCACUUACACUCAGGUUCAGACUCGAAGCUCUGAUGAGCCUAUGACCACCUUUGUUGUCUGCAAUGAGUGUGGAAACCGUUGGAAGGAAACUCUGGACCCUUAUCCUGCUCUGAUCUGCAGUUGCCAACUGCCCCCAAGAAGACCCCCGUUUUCCCAGGUUGUCACUGUCACAGCCAACUUCUCAGAAAACAGUUCUGUUGAGACUUUGCAGAAUGGAACAGCAACCAUUGAGCCAGGAUGGGUCCACCUUCACGUUCUCUAGCUUCUAAAGCAGUUCUGUGCUGUCUUCCCCAAGUUUCCUUUGUCAUGAACACAUCCAAGAGCCGGGUGUUGCUGUGCCGAAGGCUUAACCUCGACCUCCACGUAUGCUCUAUUGAAAUCCAUCAGCUGUUAGGGCCCCAGGAGGGCGGGCAAAGAGCCUGUCCAUACAGCCUGGCCAUUUCAAUGGUCUCAUUCCAGUAUGUAUCAUUAUUUGUUUUCUUCCAAAUAAUAAUAAACAUUUUCUUUUUGUCA
Messenger RNA from Antechinus flavipes (yellow-footed antechinus), 1393 nucleotides. It is a transcript of the gene TCEA2, whose product is annotated as transcription elongation factor A2. The record is from RefSeq and is a predicted model, not a curated record. The transcript has 11 exons. Lineage: Eukaryota; Metazoa; Chordata; Mammalia; Dasyuromorphia; Dasyuridae. Gene Ontology annotation, molecular function: nucleic acid binding; zinc ion binding. Gene Ontology annotation, biological process: DNA-templated transcription; transcription elongation by RNA polymerase II. Bases 72 to 1142 code for a protein of 356 amino acids. Gene Ontology annotation, cellular component: nucleus.